AUGAACAGAGGACGUGGUGGUGGACGAGGGCGGGGUAGCAGCCGAGGAGGUGGAGGUUGGGGUGGCGGCGGUGGAGGCGGAGGUGGCAGCCGAGGGCGUGGCGGAAGUAGGGGCGGUGGAGGACGGGGCCGCGGUCGCGGAGGGCGAGGCGGCCGACCGCGGGGAUUUGAAGAUUUUGAGAGGAGGAUGGAAGAGGAACAGGAAAGGGAAAUGCGAGGAAAGAUCGAUGAAGAUGAUAUCAUCAAUGAAGCCGAAAGCGAGGAAUUGGAGGAAACUCGAGAAAUCCACAGCGAGGACGAAGAUGAAGAUCAAGAACAGGAUCAAGAUGACGGUGAAGAAGAAGACGAUGAUGAGGACGAAGAAGAUGGCGAAGAGACAGCGGCUCAGCUGCGGGAAAGUCUCGCCAGUGUGCCGUUCGAGGUUCUUCAGGCUCUGAAAAAGAAGGGCGACGCAAAGGCGCUAGACCGACGCAACGACCCCACGCCCGCCAAAGAAGAGAAGAAAGGCAAGAACCAGCCGCUGGAGGCGAGCUCGAAGCGGCGACCGCCUCGCUUCAUUGACUUUGGGACGAUCCCGAGGAACACCCAGCGCAAGUCGCGCGACCCUCGCUUCGAUUCCCUGUCGGGUAAGUUCAACGAGGACCUCUUCCAGAAGAGCUACUCCUUCGUGGAGGACUACAAGCAGGAGGAGCUCAACGAGCUCAACGAGCAGCUGCGCAAGGAGAAGGACCCGGAAGAGAAGGAGCGAAUCGCCCUCGGCGUCCGUUUGCUGCACAACCAAAUUGCGGUGACCAAGCGCGAUGCGGAGCAGAAGACAAAGAAGACGGCGCGGAAGAAGAUGGAGCGCGAGCUGGUGCUGCAGGGCAAGAAGCCCUUCUUUCCCAAGAAGAGCGACGAGAAGACGCUCGAACUCCUCGAGAAGUUCACCGAUCUCAAGCAGAAGGGCCAGCUCGACAAGUACCUCGUCAAGAAGAAGCGCCGCAACGCCGCCCGGGAGCACACGCGCAUCCCUUGGCAGCGCCGCGCAGCUGGCGGCGAGUAA
Messenger RNA from Acanthamoeba castellanii str. Neff, 1041 nucleotides. Its product is annotated as Sarp-3, putative. Gene Ontology annotation, biological process: maturation of SSU-rRNA from tricistronic rRNA transcript (SSU-rRNA, 5.8S rRNA, LSU-rRNA). Gene Ontology annotation, cellular component: nucleolus; 90S preribosome. Lineage: Eukaryota; Discosea; Longamoebia; Acanthamoebidae. The record is from RefSeq and is a predicted model, not a curated record. The coding region runs from base 1 to 1041 and encodes 346 amino acids. The transcript is spliced from 5 exons.